Molecule: messenger RNA, 2074 nt
Organism: Larimichthys crocea (large yellow croaker)
Lineage: Eukaryota; Metazoa; Chordata; Actinopteri; Sciaenidae
Product: zinc finger protein 665-like
Exons: 3
Coding region: 294-1790 (498 amino acids)
Biological process (GO): regulation of DNA-templated transcription
Molecular function (GO): RNA polymerase II cis-regulatory region sequence-specific DNA binding; DNA-binding transcription factor activity, RNA polymerase II-specific
Source: RefSeq, a predicted model, not a curated record
UUCAGCCUUUUAUUUCACCAAGCUCUCACCAACCACUAAAAGAGGAGCUCCUCGCCGUCGUCCGGAGGCUCUGUGCUGACCUCCUUCAGGAGCUGAGGAGGCUGCAGGAGGUGGGAGGAGCCUCAUGGCAUCCUGGUUCGUCCUCUGCAGCUAAAGGAGGCGCUCAGGUGGAGCUGAACAACCAAUCACAUGCUCCUACAGGUGAAACCAGCCAAUCAGACACUCCUACAGGAGAAACCAGCCAAUCAGUGCAGACUCCUUCAGUGGGUUGUGGGCGGAGCUUCAGCUGCAGCAUGUGUGGCAGCAUCUUUUCCAGACGGACCAACCUGAACGCUCACCUACGCGUGCACAGUGGCGAGCGGCCCUUCACCUGCUCCACCUGUGGGAAGGCGUUCUCCACCCGCAGCAGCGUGCGCAUCCACCAGCUGACCGUGCACGGCGGCCAGCGUGCGCACCGCUGCUCGCACUGCGGGAAGCUGUUCGCCACACACAGCCACCUGAGGACGCACCAGGCUUCUGGCCGGCGGCGGCCGCUCACAUGCUCAGCCUGCGGCAAGACGCUGGCGGCAAGGUGCUGCCUUCGAGGUCACAGACUGAGCUGUCUGAGGACAGACGAGGCAUUCAGGUGCGCAGAGUGCGGGAAGGAGUUCUCCAAACUCAGCUACCUGUCGGCACACCGCCGAGUCCACCUGCACAUCAAACCCUUCACCUGUCCCACGUGUCACAAAGGCUUCACCACACGGCGCAACGUUCACGUCCACACGCUGACCGUCCACCGUGGCCUGAGGCCGUUCACCUGCGGUGUCUGCAGGAAGGCGUUCAGCCAGCGCAGCGGCCUCACGGCUCACCUGAGGACGCACAGUGGUGAGCGGCCUCACACGUGCGAGCAGUGCGGGAACUCGUUCUCCAGCCGGAGCAGCCUGACGGUGCACCGUCGCGUCCACACCGGAGAGAAGGCGUUCAGCUGCGACACCUGCGGAAAGAGCUUCAGCGUGUCCGCCAACCUGCGCCGCCACCGCCUCGUCCACUCGGGCCGCCGGGCAUUCACCUGCGACGUGUGUGACCGCUGCUUUACGCAGGCGGCGCACCUGAAGGCGCACCAUGGCGUGCACAGUGGCGAGUGGGCGUUCAUCUGCAACAGCUGUGGGAAGGGCUUCAGGCAGAGCAUGGCGCUGCAGGCGCACGAGCGCAGCCACGCCGGCGUCAAACCGUUCGCCUGCGGCGAGUGCGAGAAAACCUUCUCCUCAUCCUCGUCGCUGAAGCGCCACCAGCUGACGCACGGCGGGCAGAACGCUCACACCUGCAAUGAGUGUGGGAAAAGCUUCAGCUCCGCCCACAGCCUGAAGACGCACCUGCAGCUGCACGGCGCCACCAAGGCGCUCUCGUGCGAUGUGUGCGGCCGCAGCUACAGCUCGCCGAGCUACCUGAAGAUGCACCGCCGCAGCCAUUCGGAGGGGAAGCCGUUCAGCUGCGCUCGCUGUCAGAAGACGUUCUCCACGCAGGCGAGCGCCAAGCUACACGAGCGCACGCACAGCGGCGAGAAGCCGUACGUGUGCGAGGUUUGCGGGAAGAGUUUCAGCGUGUCACAGAAUCUCGUCCGGCACAAGCGCGUCCACAGCGGCGAGAAGCCGUUCCAGUGUGGCGUCUGUGGGCGGAGCUUCAGUCAGAAGAACAACCUGAAGACGCAUCAGCUGGUUCACAGCGGGCUGAAGCCGUUCAGCUGCUCCACCUGCAGACGCUGUUUCACCUCCACCAGGAGCCUCCGAGAGCACAGGUGUGUGCCCACCUGACAGGAAGCUGCGGACAGGAAACAGGAAGUGAGGCCACUGAGAUGUAAAUACAAAUGUUGUGACUCUGAAAUCAAUAAAGUUUGAAAGCAGGUCAAUUUGAUCCCAUGGCAACGACAACAUGUCUUCAUUUAUUAACUAGUAACUGUGAGGUAACUAAGUAGUAACUGUGAGGUAACUGUGAGGUAACUAUGAGGUAACUGUGAGGUAACUAUGAGGUAACUAAGUAGUAACUGUGAGGUAACUGUGAGGUAACUAUGAGGUAACUGUGAGGUAACUAAGGUAAC